Molecule: messenger RNA, 2181 nt
Organism: Sesamum indicum (sesame)
Lineage: Eukaryota; Viridiplantae; Streptophyta; Magnoliopsida; Lamiales; Pedaliaceae
Source: RefSeq, a predicted model, not a curated record
UCUUAAAGUGAAAAAAAUCUGAAAAAGUUUCUGAAAACAAGAAUCAGAGACAUAUAUGCAAUCAAGAUAAACAUUAAUGUCAUCAUUGAAUGUGGUUAUCGACUAUUGGUAUAAUCCCACUCACACCAUCACACAGAAUUUAAUAUUCCAUCCAAAGACAGAAAAGCACUGCUCAGAUAGAAAGCUUCCACGCAUAAAGAUCAUAUUUUUUUUUCCUUUUUCUUCUUCUUCUUCUUCUGCUUCCUUUUAGAGAGUGGAGGGUUGGAGAUAAAUGCUGACCCGUAAGAUGUAGCUAUCACUGAAACGGAGAGAUAUAUGGGGAUGAGGAAGGUUUUUGUUGUGUGAAUUCUGCUGUUUCAUUCAUCUGCUCUGUCUUAUGUAUCUCCAGCCUCAUGAUGCUGUUUUGAUGAGAGGGGACACAGAUGAGAAAGUUUAGUACUUUCAUAGGAUGUCAACGAGAAGAGCUUAACUUAUGUCCUAAAGGGUUCCUGCCGGAAUCAUUGGUUGUUGAUCUUUGGAUUGAAUCUGAAUCCUCAUUGCUGCCCGGAGCAGAUGCAUUGAUUUAGAGUUGAGUUCUUCGGGUGGUUGAGUUGCUAAAUUAGUCGUUUUGCGUUUUCUUGAUUCCCUAGUUUGUGAAGUUAAUAGAUUUGGGAGUUGUCUUCUUCUUGAUAAUGAACCAUGACGAGAAAUUCCAGCAGCGGUGGGAGUUCAGGAGGAAGGGGGAUGAGGGAGACUCUUCAACCGAUGAUUCAAAAACAAGUGGUGAGCGAGUUGACAAGAAGCAUAAUCUAGUUAACGACUUAGUUUUGCCCGAAAAUGAUGAAAUAAGUGAUGCUCCUGUACGUCUUCAGCACAGUAAUCCUGAUACUAAUAACAGUGUCCACUUCCAAUCUGCGGAAGCUGCCCCAAAGAAAGUCGAAUCAAGCAAGAAAAAGAACACUCAGCCGAAGAAACCAAAGAAACUUCCAGUAGUCAAGAAGAAUAUAAAGAAUAAGAAAAGUCUCAGCCUCAAUGCCAAAGAGACGGCAAUGUUGGAUGAUCUCAAGGCAUUCUCUGCAUCUUUAAUACAUGAACUUGAAGUUGCUCGAGAAGGCGUGUCACAACAGAUGUGGCAAGAGAUGAGAAAGUUAGUCGCGUCUAGGCCAACUCCAGCGCCGGUAAAGAAGAAAGGCAGAUCUUCUCAGAAGAAGAAAGUGCAGCAGCCUCAGAACAGAAUCCAGCCCGAUGUGAAAACUCAGAAACGGUCCAGGCAAUCAUCAAAGACGAGCAAGAAAAGCAAUCUGACAUCUGAUGUAAACAACUUUUCUAAAGCUGUUGAAUCAAAUGAACCCCACAAAGGUGAUGAAACUAAACCGCUACCUACAAAGACUCAAAUAGUUUUAUCCACCGAUUCUGAUCCAGUAGCUUCUGCACCGUUCUUGACUCUACCUGCUGUCUUACCAAAACCACAACUUCAAAAUCAAAGGAACGGUAUCUCUUUGAACGAUCAUAUCAAUGCAAGCAUGCCAAGGAAUGUUUUAGGCUCAGAGACAGAAGUUGGAAAAUUGAUGGAUGCAAGAAAUAGUUAUCAUGGAUUUCCUGCAUUCCAGCCUGCAGAAAAACAUGGAAAUUUUCCUCAGAUUAGCUGCAGAACUGUGGGGUUCCUUGCUCAAAACAGCUCUCAAACAGCAACUUCAGGUAUUGGAUUUCCGGUUCCACUUCAUCAGGGGCUGGGAAUUAGUUCGAAUAUAUCAAGCCAAACUUACCCCGAAAACUCAUUCAGGGAUAAAACCAAAGUAGGUCUGGGGAGGAGUACCGGAGCUUUGAUGUUCCCUGGUGGAAUUCCAGCACUACCGCAAUAUGUUUUCACCAACAGCAUUAGCAGUACCGUGCACCAUAAAACCGAUGGUGAAUUUGCAUCAUCGAGAAAUAAACAGCAAGUAGAUACAGACAACUAUUGACUGCAGCUGAAUAUAUACCUUGUCGUCCAUCGGUAAUCCGUUCGGUUUUCUUGAAUUCUUUCCUAGUCAAGAUAGAAAAAAUUUGUCUGAAAUAUGCUGCUGAUAGGCAAAUUUGGUGGUAAGAACAAGUAUCCAAAAAUCAUCUUUAUGAAACAUUCAGCUUUACAAUGAGCAAUCAAAGUUCAAGUUGAUUUACUUCUUGUUGAGAUGUUUCCUCUUGUUCAUCUGCAUGGUUAUGCUU